This is a messenger RNA of Suillus subalutaceus, 1737 nucleotides long. RefSeq lists its product as uncharacterized. The record is from RefSeq and is a predicted model, not a curated record. Lineage: Eukaryota; Fungi; Basidiomycota; Agaricomycetes; Boletales; Suillaceae. The transcript has 6 exons. Bases 19 to 1518 code for a protein of 499 amino acids.
CAUCAAAACUGGCCGUCGAUGAACCAGAACCAAUAUCCUCACCAACCCCAGAAUCAUCAAUGGCAACAACACCAACAGUGUACGCAGAAUGGUCACCACACAGCUCAGCAGCACCAGCCAAAGCAAACUGCGCCGAACGUGAACUCAAUUCAGCACGCGUUCCCCAAUCCAAGUUUUGAUCUCGCGUCUGUCGUUCCACAGCAGUUCAUGCAGGACUUUCUUCGCCUAACAAUUCCAGUCGGCCAGUCACCUAAUGACGACUCUAUCCUCGCUCAAGCUCUUUUCGACUGCAAACAGUCCGGGAAGACGUACAGACAGGCUCUGGAAGGGUUACAUGGUGUUAAUAAUCAUGCUGCCAACCUUUGGAAAGAUUAUUACCUCGACCAUCACGACCGUUUUGAUGUCCUCGUCGCUCGUCUGGCAGAAAAAAGCCAAACAUCAAAAGCAGUCAAAAAACCUUUUACUUCCAACCGUGCAUCUACCUCCGCAACAAAGUCUGCUUCUCCUCUAAACAAUCGUGAUCGCGACUCGCGAAAGAGACAACCUUCACCUUCCCCGCCACUCCGACAAAGUCGACCCCCUAAACGCUCUACACCUACCGCCAUCAGCACAACCCCGUCACUAGGCUACCGUCCUCCAAAACGCCCCCGAGCAACCCUCAACUCCCUCUCUGCACCCCUCCUCCCGACAAACCUUCCUUCCAAGCUUAUGCCGCUUCAAGCGGAUAUUACUUUACCCCCUCCGCCGUCACGAAGCCCUACGCCCCCAACAAGAAUCGAAGCUGGGACAAAUGGGAAUAAGUAUACAGAGGAGGAUCGCGCGUAUUUCUUGAACUUUAUCGGUUGGAGACUGAGUCAGGAUGCGAGUCUGACGAAGAAAGAGUUGUGUGCGAUGUUGAGUGAAAAGGCCCCACAUCAUAGCGCACCGUCCUGGGCAUCUCACUGGCAUGCCAGACAUGACAUCGCAGACAAGAUCCUGUACUCCUUCCAGGGCGCCGAAGAUGAUGACGAUGACGAAGAUGAAGAUGGAGACGAAGAUGGGGAAGAAGACGAUGAAGACGAUGCCAACUCAGACUCUCCAAAUGCGCCAUCCGAUUUAGUCGAAGACUCAGAAACUGAAGUCAUUCGGCAGACAACAUCCACGCUUCCAGACAUGGGAGCCAUUGGUGGUUCGUUCACACCUGCGGAUUGGAGGAUCGUAGCCAGGUAUGUUGCGCGCACUCCGGGAUGGAAUGACAUGGUAGGUCGGGAACGAUGGGAGGGCUUUCUUGAAAAGUUCCCAGAUAACGAGAGAUCAGACAAAUCGUGGGGUGAAUUCUACAGAAGGAAUGAAGAUGCCAUCAUGUCCCUGGCAGCCCACUACAAAGGUACAAAGUGGUCGAGUAAUAAUAAUAGUAUUAAAAUGCAGCAAGGGCGGCCGAGUUGGGCGCGCAAUCGGGGGCGGCAAAGCACAGAAGGAACAGAGGAGAAAGGAUCGGAUGAAGAUGGCGAUUAUGAAACAGACGAUGGUGAACGGUAGGGGAAUAUGCGGCAUAGAAGUUUUGCCUGUGGUCUAUAUACGAUGAUUCGCUGGAGCUAGUACAUUGGUCGAUAUUUUGAUGGCCUUGGCAGGGUACUUUUCUGGUAAUGAUCUUCUUUGGCAAAUCCGUCUAUACGUAUGUUCACAAUAUUGCUGAGCUGUACAUAGGAACGUAGGAUGCUCGAGUCUAUGCUUGCAGGCCUUCUGAUACUAAUCAGC